Calidris pugnax (ruff) is the source of this 2222-nucleotide messenger RNA. It is a transcript of the gene DUS1L, whose product is annotated as dihydrouridine synthase 1-like. The transcript has 14 exons. Gene Ontology annotation, molecular function: flavin adenine dinucleotide binding; tRNA dihydrouridine synthase activity. Lineage: Eukaryota; Metazoa; Chordata; Aves; Charadriiformes; Scolopacidae. Bases 126 to 1586 code for a protein of 486 amino acids. The record is from RefSeq and is a predicted model, not a curated record. Gene Ontology annotation, biological process: tRNA processing.
GCGGUGGCACCGUCCGGCCGCCUCGCUGCCCCGCCAGGGCCCAGCCAUCGCGCCCGCCUCCGGGGCCUCAGGCGGUGGCUGCGAGCCCCGGUACGGCGGUGCCCGCGGCGCCGCACGGGCGGGAGAUGCCGAAGCUGCGCGGGGAGGCCUUCUGGAGGGAGACGCUACGGAGCGCCCACUACGUGGUGGCGCCCAUGGUGGACCAGAGCGAGCUGGCCUGGAGGCUGCUGAGCCGCCGCCACGGUGCCCAGCUCUGCUACACGCCCAUGCUGCACGCCCAGGUCUUCCUCAGGGACGCCAACUACCGCCGCGAGAACCUCUACGGCGAGGCCUGUCCCGAGGACCGGCCGCUCAUCGUGCAGUUCUGUGCCAACGACCCUGAAGUGUUUGUCCAGGCAGCCCUGUUGGCUCAAGAUUAUUGCGAUGCCAUAGACCUAAAUUUGGGUUGCCCCCAAAUGAUUGCAAAGAGAGGUCACUACGGAGCAUUUCUGCAAGAGGAGUGGGAUCUUCUUCAGAGAAUGAUUUUACUGGCUAACGAGAAGCUCUCUGUUCCCAUCACAUGCAAAAUCCGCGUUUUCCCAGAAAUUGACAAGACAGUGAAGUAUGCACAGAUGCUGGAGAAAGCUGGCUGCCAGCUGCUGACCGUGCACGGCCGCACUAAAGAACAGAAAGGACCUCUUGCUGGUGUGGCAUCUUGGGAGCACAUUCAAGCUGUCAGAAAAGCUGUAAGCAUUCCUGUAUUUGCAAAUGGAAACAUCCAGUGUCUCAGUGAUGUGGAAGAAUGUAUCCGUAAGACAGGAGUGCACGGUGUCAUGAGUGCAGAAGGUAAUCUUCAUAACCCAGCUUUGUUUGAGGGCCGGAACCCCUUGGUGUGGGAGAUGGCUGAGGAGUAUCUGGAGAUAGUGCAGAAGUACCCUUGUCCAUUGUCUUAUGUUAGGGCUCAUCUCUUCAAGCUCUGGCAUCACACGCUUCAAGUUUACCAGCAGCUGCGUGAAGAAUUAGCAAAAGUGAAGACUCUAGAGGGCAUUGUAGAUGUCAACAGGGAGCUGAAACUACGAUGCCAGGAAGAAAUAGCUAAUCAGAAAGAAGGAGAAAAGCCGAAAGAAGGGUUGCCUUUUUUCCACUGGAUCUGUCAGCCGUACAUCAGGCCGGGGCCAAAGGAGAGAUGCAAGGAGAAUGGAGACAGUGGGACUGAAAAAGGUGUGCGAGGAAAACGUGCUCUGGAAGAGGAAGAAGAUGGAAAUUCUGAGCUUCUGUCAAAGAAUAAGCAAAAAAAGAAGUUAAGAAAUCCAAAUAAAAGCUUUGAUCCAUCUUUAAAACCGAAAUAUGCAAAAUGUGAUCAAUGUGGAAACCCUAAGGGCAAUAAAUGUGUGUUUAACAUGUGCCGAGGAUGCUGUAAGAAGAGAGCGUUCAAAGAGACAGCAGACUGUCCCGGUCACGGAUUACUUUUUAAGACCAAAUAUGAAAAAUCCCUUUUAUGGCAGAGUAGUCAAAGAGUCAUUCAGAGCCCAGAGCUGGGUCGGCGAGGAGCUGUGGCUGCGGGGGAGGCGGCUGCGCCGGAGGAGGCUGGGGACGGGGCCGUGUGACACCUGGGACAGGACCAGUGAGAGAGCUCCUGCCAAGGCCUCCCCUUCCCUGGGCCAAAGAACGUGUGGUCUCCAGCUCACCGGCAGCUGCGGGAACUUGUUCCACAGGUUAUUUUAAGUUCUGGAAAAGUUUUAUUUAAGUAAAACAAAAGCUGCGUACUCAGGGAAUUAUCCUGCAUUUGAAAUAAAAAGGAUGCAACUGACUAUCUCAUGCUGUGUUUGAAAGACUGAAAAUGCUGCAAUUUUUUUUUUUUUGGGUUGGGGGCACCCUCUAUAAACUGCCAUCACAAUCUGCCUCCUGUAUGUUCGUUAACCCUUCAUGUCCUGUUUUUAAUAUCAGGGAAUAAAUUUCUUGUAUUAGAACAGCCUUCUGGUGCGUUAAAAAUAGCAAUGAUGUCAAUGAUUUCCUCACUCACAGAAAUGUCUCCCGUUUGUCUGAGUUUCAGCCAACCCUGUUUUCAAUGCAGAAAGAACUCCAGCAGCACGGUGGAAACAUGAAUGUAAAACUCUAAGCUGUUGCUGUAACCACGCUCUGUAUUAACAAUUACUGGUUUUAUACAGUAUUGUAAAGCUUCCUGCUCUCCCAAAAGGUUGGGGGAAAAUGAACUCUAUUAAAAUGGAGAGGGGGUGUCUGAA